AUGCUCAAUAUUUUGGUGCUAUUUUUUGGUGAGUUUUGAACUUGACCAGGAUCAGAAUGAUCACAUUUUUGUAGAAAAAUUCUAGACUUAAACACAGAUAUAAAAUGACCCUGGAUUACUGUAGGAUUGGCACCAAACAUCAAAAUACUGUAGAUGUGGCAAAUCUAGGGGUUUCAAUAGUUUUUAGGGUUUUCUUUAAAAUCUCUGGAUACAAAUUUAGAUAUUCAAUACUUUGCCACGUCAUAACUUAUUUGUAAAGUUUAAAAUAAUUUUAAAACCCUAUAAAAUUUAAGCUUUUAAAAUUUCAGAAUAUAUUUUCUCCUCAUAUUCCCAUUUUUCUAGUUUUUUUUCAUUCGAAAAAGUAUAAGUGCCCUUAUUUUCCUUCUCGAAAAAAAAGCAAAAAUUCAAUUUCCAAGUUUUAUUUUUCUCCCCAAAUUUUUUUCGUUGACUUCUUCUGAGAAAAAAAACAUCAUGAAAAAUUGAUGAGAUUUUUUCUCACACACAUUGCAUUCCUGAAGAAAAACUAACUAACUAAGAGGAUACAAUUUGAGAGGGGGAAAAUGAAUGAAAUUUGAGAUUCGUUUUUUUGCAGUUUCGGAUAUAAAUGCGUCUUUUCAAAGUAUAACAUUUUCGCCGGCAGAUGAGGCUUUUCUUCUAUAUCAUGGACAACAAAACACAAAUUUUACAUCGGUUUUUGUUCAGGUAGGAAGGAAGGAAAUGAAACUAAUUUCCGGGAAAAGUGCAUUCAAGUAUAUGAGUUGGGAUCAAAAUAUCGAGUUGAAAUGGCUGGAAGGAGGUUACUGAAAGGUUUAGGGAGGACAUAGUAAUGAAAUCUGACAGGGUUGAUAAUUCCGACAUCAGCGGAAUGAUCUUCCAGUAAAAGCCUUCAACCAACCCUCCCCAAUUCUCAAACCCAUAAUUUUUCCUAGGAUGGCUGUCCGAAUAGUCGAAAUUUGCGAGCAACAGUACAUUCAUCAGAUCAACAAGACUCUGCCCGGAUAUUCGAACAGAUUCCACUCCACUGCGCUGCAAAAAUACGAAUUGUCACAGAUAAAAUCGAUAUGGAAAGACCAUAUGUUGAUGUAUUGGCAGUUUUAGAUGAAUCAUUUUCAAGUCAUUUAUCAGCAAUCUGCAUUCAUGUUCAAAUCACAUCACAAACAUCUGCAAAUGAACUCGGAAGUUGUGUUUUGAAUUCGAAAGAUGAUCCAAAAUCAAGUUGUAUUGCGAGAGUUCCGGUUCCAUUUUCAUGGUUUCCUCAGGAAUCGAAUAAAUCCGAACAUUUAUCAGUUUCAUAUACGAUUUCGGAAAAAUGCGAUCAAAGAUUUAAUGAUAUUCCACAGAAUGUCAUCGAAAUUUCAUCAAGGAUUCCGAAACAAAAAGUAGAGAUGUUAGCAAAUGAAACAGAUGUGUAAGUAAAUAUAAACCAAAUAAAUAUAUUUUAUUUACAAAAUCAAGAAGAAUUUGCUAAUUUCAGACAAGUAACACUUCGAACAACAGCAAAUCAAUCAUUUUCUCAAAACUCGAUGCAAUCCAUGUUUCUGAAUUUGAACACAACAAAAUCGAUAUCAAUGGAAAUUCGAGUUUGGAUUGAUUCGCGAGUUUCGAUUGAAACUAUUUGGCCAAGUUCGCCGAAUUGGACAAUUCGAGUUUCGUCGGCGAAUCGACCAUUAUUUUAUACGUCAUUGAUUUGUACACCGAAAGAAAAUAUCACAGAGUUAGUUCAAUUUGGGUUUAUGAGAGAGGGGGGAAUCGAUAAGUUUUUAAAAUUAUCUUAAUUUUCUCUUCAAAUCUAUUUUUUAAUUCUUAAUUUUUUCCAAUGAUGAUUUUUUGUAUAUACAUAUAUUCACGAAAAGAGGGAAAUUAAUGCGAAAAACCUAUAAUCAUGGUUUUUUGGUGUUUGAUGAAAAGUUUUUGCAGUUUUUCUUUUUGGAAUCUCUAUUCUCGAGAAUUUGCUAUCGUUUGUUGCAAAAAUUGUCAAAUUUGGUUGAGUAUGAGCGAUUUUAGCAUUUUUUGUCAAAAAACGAAAAAUGGUUUUGAGGUUGGGAAAAAUUCACAAAAGUCGUGUUGUCUGGCGUUCUCUCUAACACUUUUCUAUCUCUUAUUUUCUCUCCUUUUCUCCUCGUCUCUUCUAGACGCAACACUCUCUCGUUUAUUUUUUCAAUUCGGUUUUUUUCGUGGAAUCAGGAAAUUUCACGAUUUUCAUCGAGAACAUCAUAUAUGAGAAGAUAGAGAAUAACAAGGAAAAAACAGAACAAAAAAAUGGGAUUGUAAAAUUUAACAUCAGAAGUUAUUUUUCUCCAAAGAACUGAAAAUAUAUAAAUAUAGAUUUAAAUCUUUCAAAAUUAAAAUUUCACAUGAAAAUUGGAAGAAUUAGGAUUGUUUUCGAGGUUUUUCGUUUUUCAUCUCUAUUUUCGAGAGGAAAACAUUUUUGCAACAAAAAAUUUUCACAAUUUUCUGGGAGUUUGUGGUUGGAAAUGAUUAGAGAGGCUAUUUUAGGUUGAAUUUUGUCAGAGUUAUGAAAAUACAUAGCUUCUAGGAAUUUUUCAAACACUUUCAGGAAAAGCGGAAAUUUUGAAUUAAAUAUAAAUAUUCUCUCCAGACAAUUUCAAUGAAAAUUUGGAAAACUGAAUAGUCAUUUUCUAACAUUUCCCUUCGCCAAGCUUCUCCAACAAAAUUUAAUUUCAGAUUUUCUGGAAACAUCAUCGCAUUAUUGAUCAAAAUGACGUCAUCGAGCGAAAUUCUAAAAGAUGAUGUGAUUCUUCAUUGGCAUGUAAUUUUUGAUCCCAAAAACAAAUCAGAUCAAAAUCACAAAGUUGCUACCAAAUUCAACGUGGUUUCGGAUGAAGUUGCUGCAGUUGUAGUUGUCCCAAAAAGAUAUGAAAUCAUGAAUUUAGCAGUUAUCUCAGGACAACAAAUAACAAGUUCAAUGAGAAUUUUCACUGUUUCAAUUGGCUCAAAAAUCGAGGAUGUUACAGCGUUGUCACAUUGUAUUUCAGCAGAUGCAAAGAUUUUGAAAACAUCUCCAACUUGCACAUCGGUAAGGAUAAAUAACUUUGAUAUGAUUCAGAAAAUGAAAGGAAUUUUAAAGGUUUACGUGGAUGGAUCUGAAUCAUCUGGAAGUUCGAAUGUUCAAAUUUAUGCGCAUUAUUUGAGAUAUACUACAUUUUUCUCAUUUCGAGUUUGGUAUCCAAAAUUACCGCUAACGGUUUGUUUUUUUUAUUUUAGAGAAGAUUGGCUUAGAGAAGAAGAUUAGAGAAGAUUGGAGAAAAAGACAAUUUUUUAUAUAGAUUUUUUAUUGGGAAAAAUACGUUUCAAAAUUCCAAUAAGUCUAUUAAUACAGUUUCAAUCUGAUUUGAAAACGAUCAGCAACUGAAUUUUCAGAUUUGGACAAGUAGUUCUACACUUUACGCGAUCAAAGAUUGGAAAGUGGGUGUUUGGCGUGAUUUACUUGUUCCAACUCAGAAAACUCGACGAGCUGCCAGACAAUUCUCGUGCGCAAAUCGUUUUCAGCAAUCUGAAAUUCGAGUUUUGGCAUCGUUAUUUAUGGAAGGAGAUUCGAAAAAUCAAGAAGAAUUAUUUUUAUCAUCGCAUCGAAAUAUUCUUUUCGAUGUUACAAAUAUAGUUCAUAACACGUGAGUUCAUAGUACUUCUAUGUAUUGAUAUUACUGUAGCCAUGAAUCUGAAUAAUAUUCCAGAUUGCAAAUCGCAAAUCGAACAGUUGUCUCACUUCGAUUCAUCGAUGGAAAAGCUAUAAUAACAGGAGAAAAUUUGGGAAGCACAAAAAUCCUAAUCCGAAAUAUCAAAAACACAAAAGAUCUAGCUUCUGAACCAAUCCUUGUUCAUCCACAAGAAGUUCAAAUAACCGGUCUAACAGCUCGUCCAAUUUGUCAAUUACACAUUCGAAUUCUUCCAAUUCUUUUCGAUCCAGCUUUCUUCAAAAUCGAAGUGAAUAUUCAAUCAAAAAUCGAAAGAUUAUAUCAACAAUGUUCAAUUGAUUCAAUUGUCAGUUAUUCCGAUUCCACGUGGCAACCACUGAAUUAUGCGCAAAAUUCGAAUUUCGAACUGAAAGCUCAUUCAACAGAUGAUAGAAGUUUGGCAGUUUCUCAUCAUUCAUCAAAUAUUCAUAUAAUUGCGAUAAAUGAUAUAAAUCCACAAAAAACAACAAAUCUAGAAAUCGAACUUUUGCCAAGUAAUCAAUGCUCAAUUUCUUCUAAUUAUCCAUUAUCAGCAACUGUUUUAACAAUUCCAAUCAAUAUUCCUCAACAAAUUAUUGAAACAGCAACAACAUCUAUGAAUAUAUCAACUACAGAAUCGAGUGAUUUAAAUCAAAGUUUAUCCAAUCUUCCAGAUGUUCCAAUGCAUAUAUUUUUGCUCACCAUAUUUGUGCUCAUUAUUCUUUUCAUUCUUAUUUCUUUUGUAAGAAGAUCAGCCGCAUUUAAAGGGUAAGGUAGUUUUACGAAAAACCUUUAAAAAACUAAAGUUUUAAGUUAUGAGCAACUAGUUGCUCCACUUCUUUCUCGAUUAUCAUCUUCAAGUGGUUCAACAAGACAUGAAGAUACAAAUGAAUGGGUUUGGCUAAGUCAACCACAACCACCUACCUCAACUUUAGGUAAUUUUGGGUAAAAUUUGGAAAGAUAGAGAAUGGUGUAGGGUUAGAAAAGAAGGUUUUUUUAAUUCUAGAUUUUUUGACGGAAAAUUUUGAAUCGCACCAUUUUUAAAAUGUCUUAGAUCACAUUUUUAGUAAGAAAUCAGACCACAAAAAUCUUGAAAAUCUAGAAAAUAGAGCUCUUUUUCCAAAAAUAUGAAUCCUCAAAUUUCUUCUGUAACGAAUUCUUCCUGAACUUUCAAACUUUCCUUUUUUUUAGGUUCCGAUUAUUCUGACAAAUCUCGAAAUUACAAACGUGCAUCAGAUGAUCCAAAUCGAACAAGUAUUUCAUAUCAUGGUUCAGAAAUAUCAGUUUUUAUUGCACCUUCGCAGGCAAAUGUAAUGGUUAAUUCAUCGAGAGGCGGUUCGACGAGACAUACAAUUGUUGAUUCAAAUUCUGAUCAUAAUUUGGCACGGAUUAUUCAGAAAGGUUAGGAUUACUGUAGUUUUAGAACAUUUUUCAUCGAAAAAAGUAAAUAUUUAGAAAAAUUAAAAACUUUCAUUCCAAAAUUUAUCAAUUUUUCAAGAAAUUAAAAUUUUCAUUUCAAUUUUUGUAAAAUUCCAGCUCUUCCUCAUAAUUGAACAUUUUUCCCUGAAAAAAUAUUUUCCACGUCAUAACUAUCAUUUUUCAGACGAUAAAUGGAAUAAUGAUCAAUUCCACACUUGGACCUGGAAACAGCGAGAUCGAAUGGGUUCAGCGCCGAUUCGAGAAAGUGUUGCCUAA
This is a messenger RNA of Caenorhabditis angaria, 5369 nucleotides long. The record is from the annotation of a GenBank genome assembly. NCBI's taxonomy places the organism in Eukaryota, Metazoa, Nematoda, Chromadorea, Rhabditida, Rhabditidae.